UUUGGCAACAUUAAUACAAACUAUGGCGGCUCUCGUAAACUUUUGUGUGACCACCUUUCUUCUUUUCUUCUGCAGAAUUUCGAUCUCUCGGGCAAUGCUGCGGCCACAUCAACUUCCCCUCUCCGACGUGCACAUGUUAGAAAGACACGAAGCGUGGAUGUCUCGGCACGGGCGCGUCUACAAAGACGCCGUAGAGAAAAUCAAACGCUUCGAAAUAUACAAGAACAACGUGCAAAAGAUCGAAGCUUUCAACGCGGGUCCCGACCGCGGCUACAAGCUUGGUGUGAAUGCGUUUGCAGACAUGACUAGUGAAGAGAUUCGAGCUUCGUCUACUGGUUAUAAAAGGCAGACGGUCAACCCUAAAAUGGAAUAUUCCUCGGAACACAAGCCUUUUAGAUACGCCAAUGUCACUUCCGUCCCGGCAACUAUGGACUGGCGAAUAAAAGGCGCAGUUACCCAUGUUAAAGAUCAAGGCGACCAUUGUGGAAGCUGUUGGGCAUUUUCUGCAGUGGGAGCCGUUGAGGGGAUUAAUCAGAUAAAAACGGGAAAACUCGUAUCGCUUUCAGAGCAAGAGCUAAUGGACUGCGACAGAAGAGGCGAAGACCAAGGUUGCAACGGAGGUUUAAUGGACAAAGCUUUCGAAUUCAUCGUGAAGAACAAAGGGCUUAAAAGAGAAUCCGAAUAUCCUUACACGGCCUCGGACAGCACCACUUGCAAAACCAAGAAGGCGACAAAAGGGGCAUCGGCGGCCAAGAUAAGUGGAUACGAAAAGGUUCCGGAGAACAACGAAGAGGCUUUGCUCGUUGCUGUUGCUCAGCAGCCGGUGUCGGUGGCGCUUGAUAGUUCGAGUUUUGAUUUCAUUUUCUACUCGAGUGGGGUUAUUAACGGGGGGUGUGGGACCGAACUUGACCAUGGUGUGGUGGCGGUCGGGUACGGUAGAACUCGGGAUGGGACCAAGUAUUGGUUGGUUAAAAACUCGUGGGGGGAGAAUUGGGGAGAGAAAGGGUAUGUGAGGAUUUUAAGGGGUGUUUCGGACAAACGUGGUAUGUGUGGUAUUGCCAUGGAUGCUUCUUACCCAACUCUCUAGAGAUAUAUAUACAUACAAUGUAAGUGAUCAUCUGAAAAAUGGGGUACUGUGUAAAAUGAAUGUUAAAUGAUAAUCUCCAUUGAAUAAGUGAUUAUAAGUUGUAUUGAAAAUUUACUCUUUUCUUUUUUUUUU
Molecule: messenger RNA, 1219 nt
Organism: Erythranthe guttata (spotted monkey flower)
Lineage: Eukaryota; Viridiplantae; Streptophyta; Magnoliopsida; Lamiales; Phrymaceae
Product: senescence-specific cysteine protease SAG39
Biological process (GO): proteolysis
Molecular function (GO): cysteine-type peptidase activity
Source: RefSeq, a predicted model, not a curated record